AUGGCAGACAUCUUCAUGGAGGUGGUCACCAUUGUUGGCAAAAAGGGCAAAGCAAGCAGCAUAGUGGGGGUAACAACAGCUGGUUAUGUGGUAGAGGAGAAAGUCACCGGAGUGAUGGCAGAAGCACAGAAGGCUUAUGAGGCGGCGCAGGUGCAGGCUAGGGACAAGGUGGAGCAGCUGCAGCACAUAAUAGAGGAGUUGAAGCAGAAGUAUUCUGGAGAGGAGCAGCGACAGUUGCAGCAGAUAGAACAGAUGGUGCAGCGUGCCCAGGAGGAGCUGCGCACGGGUACCGAAAAGAGCCUGGAGCGCGCCAAGGCGCAAGUGCAGGCUGCCAGCGAGCAGCUGCGGAAGGGGUCUGAACGAACUACAGCAGAGUGGAGGAACGCCAUCGCCAGGGCCACUGGCAGCACCAUACAGGUCCCCAGUGCUGCAAACGAGGGAGAUGGACCGAUUGAAGAGAUGUGGUACGGAUUGCCAGAGGCACCGGACUGGUACAAAUUCGAAGAAGCUGACAGCCCAUCAGAGUUUACCGACGUGGAAGAACGCAUCGUUGGCGGCUCCGAUGGCUUUCCAGGUCAGUUCCCGUACGUGGUAUCCCUGAAGACACCGGACGAGUCCGGGUUCCAGCAUUUCUGCGGGGGCUCCAUUCUGACAGAAGAGUGGAUUCUCACAGCUGCACAUUGCGUCAUCAACCUGAAUGUCUCUGAUUACGUUGUGGUGGCUGGCGAGUAUGACCUGACUGUGGACGAGGGCACUGAGCAGGUUGUGGGAGUCUCCGAGGCGUUCAUCUACCCGUACUUUGCCCAUGGUGGCUUGUACAACGAUACGGCGCUCCUGCGGCUGAACUCUUCGCUGGAGUUCAACGUCAACGUUAGCGCCAUAUCGCUCCCAGAGUACAACUCCACUCCUGAAGCUGGCUCUAACGCGACGAUGAUGGGCUGGGGCAGCACGAGCAACACCAGCCAGCCGACGUGGCCCUCGCGCCUGCAGUGGGCCGUGGUGCCCGUCAUCUCCCUGCAGGAGUGCAUCCCGCUGGCCAGCAACGUGCCCGGCGUCAACCACCUCUGCACCGACGCCCUGCCUGACAAAUCCAUAUGCACGGUCAGUAAUCAGCGCGUAGACCAGCGCGACCCCGGGGGCCCGCUGGUGCAGGACGGGGUCGUCAUCGGCAUCGCCUCGUGGAACCUCAACCCCUGCACCGCCUACCUGUACCCCUCUAUAUUCUGCCAGGUCUCUAACUUCCUCGAUUUCAUCUACGAUGUCAUGUCAUCCGGAAGGUAA
This is a messenger RNA of Schistocerca serialis cubense, 1281 nucleotides long. Its product is annotated as trypsin-1-like. NCBI's taxonomy places the organism in Eukaryota, Metazoa, Arthropoda, Insecta, Orthoptera, Acrididae. The transcript has 8 exons. The record is from RefSeq and is a predicted model, not a curated record. Gene Ontology annotation, molecular function: serine-type endopeptidase activity. Gene Ontology annotation, biological process: proteolysis. The coding region runs from base 1 to 1281 and encodes 426 amino acids.